Messenger RNA from Darwinula stevensoni, 948 nucleotides. Lineage: Eukaryota; Metazoa; Arthropoda; Ostracoda; Podocopida; Darwinulidae. The record is from the annotation of a GenBank genome assembly.
AUGGCGGGUGCGAAGUUGCCGGCCUCAUCUGACUGCCGCGACGGCUGCAGUCAGCAAGGACUUUCAUCUGCCGGCAACUCACAGCUGAAGGCUCUUUCUGCUCGCCUGGACAAGUUCAACACCAAAAGAAAGAUGAACUUGGAGAGGAAAAGAAUCAAUGCCGAGAUUGACAAACAGAUCCGUAAGGAUGCUAGAGAUGCCAAACAUGAGUAUGUUGUACUGCUUGGGUUACCGGAGUCGGGGAAGUCCACAGCUCGAAAGCAGAUGCGAAUCGGACUCGGCGCGGGAUAUUCUGAAGAUGACCGGCGCGGAUUCAUCACUUACGUCUAUCAGCACAUUUUCCUCGUCAUGCAGUGCAUCAUCAGGGCAAUGGACCUCCUCGAGAUCCCGUAUGGGACUCGUGAGUGCAAGGACAAGGCAGAACUUGUGAAAUCGGUGGAUCGCGAGACGGUGACGGCGUUCGAGGAGCCUUAUGUGAGUGUCAUUAAAAUGCUGUGGAAAGACACUGGGAUCCAGGAAUGCUACAACCGAAGUAGGGAAUAUUCCCUGAGUGACUCUACCAAGUACUUCUUGUCAAACAUAGAUAGGAUCGCUUCCCCCUCUUACCUCCCUACUGACCAGGAUAUUGUCAGAGUUAGGGUCACUAUCACAGGGAUCGUGGAAGAAAUUAUUUAUAACUACGAUCAGUUCCUGACUGAUGGGCACUCAGGAGACAGACAGAAUCGGCUGGAGCAAAGCAAAGCCAUGUUCAUGACCGUUACAUCCCUGUGCCACUCUGCACACCUCAUUCUACUUUUGAACAAGAUGGAUCUGUUUACGGAGAAGAUCAUGUACUCAGACCUUGCCGACUAUUUUCCUGAGUAUGAUGGCCCUCGUAAAGACGCCAUUGCCGCCAGGGAAUUCAUCUUACGAAUUCAUGCCGCAGCUGAACCUGUGAUUGAGGCAUAA